This is a messenger RNA of Podospora anserina S mat+, 840 nucleotides long. RefSeq lists its product as uncharacterized. The transcript is spliced from 2 exons. Lineage: Eukaryota; Fungi; Ascomycota; Sordariomycetes; Sordariales; Podosporaceae. Bases 1 to 840 code for a protein of 279 amino acids. The record is from RefSeq and is a predicted model, not a curated record. Gene Ontology annotation, cellular component: membrane.
AUGGCUCGCAAUCCCUUCAAGUUCGGCACCGACCUCUGGGAUCCGUCCCAUCGGUUCGAAACCUCGUGGAUUCUAUCUCCCUGGGCCCUCUUCUUUUGCCGUGCGCUCAUUUCCCUCUACGCCUUCACAACCCUCAUCUUCGUCCUCGCCUACCAGUGCAUCAACUCGCCCAACCACUGCGGCGCCUCCCAAGCCCAAUUCAGCUACUUCACCUCGCUCACCUACUGGGGCAUAGCCUUUUACUUUUUGUUCGCCGCCAUCCACACCUUCACCUACGCCCGCACCGGCCGCCCCUUGCUCGACCGCUUCCCUCGAUUCUUGCAGGCGCUCCACUCGGCCUUUUACACCACCAUUGUCGUCUACCCUUUUGUCGUCACUAUUGUCUACUGGGCCCGUUUGUUCGACGGCCGUUGGUACAAACUCGCCUAUGAAGGCUGGUCCAACAUCUCGCAGCACGCGCUGAACAGCGUGUUUGCCUUUUUUGAGAUUGUCAUCCCGAGAACCGACACCCCGCCGCCGCUGCACAUCCUGUGGCUGAUUUUUGUGCUGGCGCUGUAUCUGGCGCUGGCCUAUGUGACGGAGGCGACCAAGGGGUUUUACACCUAUGAUUUCUUGGACCCGAAGAAGCAGAAGGCGUGGGUGGUGGUGUAUGUCUUUGGGAUCGCGAUUGGGUGUGUGAUUUUGUUUGGGGUUGCUUGGGCGUUGAUCAGGCUGAGAAAAUGGGUUGCUGAGACGAAACUGGGGAUGGAGGGCAAGUUUGCGGGGGUGAAGAGGGAGAAGGGGUUGGUGGAGAGGGAGAUUGGGGGGAAGGAGGCUAUUGCUUUGAGGGAGGAUGUGUAA